AUGGUUAAAAUAACAGAUUAUGAAACAAAAAUACAAGCACUAAAAAGUAAAAUGUGCAAAGAUGUAUGCAGAUUCAUAAUGCGUUUACCUGUAAAACGAAAAUCAACGUUUCAAGCACUAAACGAAGAAAUAAUUGCAAAAUUUGGUGGAAAAAUUCAAACAGAAGCAAAUCGUUAUCUUAUAAGAAAUUUCAAAGUUUAUAAUAAUGUUAGGACAUUUAGACAACAAUGUGAAAAACUAGAACAACUUCUUGACCAAGUGGAAAACAUGUCUGAAUCUGAUAAAAUUUGGAAACUUAUGGACAAAGUUGAAAACGAAAUGAUUUUUAAUAAAUUGCCAAUAAUUUAG
Molecule: messenger RNA, 348 nt
Organism: Strongyloides ratti
Lineage: Eukaryota; Metazoa; Nematoda; Chromadorea; Rhabditida; Strongyloididae
Exons: 1
Coding region: 1-348 (115 amino acids)
Source: RefSeq, a predicted model, not a curated record